Messenger RNA from Gloeophyllum trabeum ATCC 11539, 1107 nucleotides. Its product is annotated as NAD P-binding protein. NCBI's taxonomy places the organism in Eukaryota, Fungi, Basidiomycota, Agaricomycetes, Gloeophyllales, Gloeophyllaceae. The record is from RefSeq and is a predicted model, not a curated record. The coding region runs from base 81 to 1013 and encodes 310 amino acids. The transcript is spliced from 4 exons.
GGUUUCUGUAACGCAAUUCCCCUCAGCGACAUUUACCCCCACCGGCCUAGACGCGGGCAAUCAGACCAUACUAAAGCGAGAUGAAGGUCUUGGUGCUAGGUGCUUCUGGCUUCAUUGGAUUGCCCGUUGCGCAGGCUCUUGUUCGCGCCGGACAUUCUGUCUACGGUGUUACCAGAUCCGCUAUGAAAGCUAAGCAGCUCGCUGCCGAAGAAAUUAUCCCCAUUGUCGCUGAGGUGUCGAAGCCUGAUACAUGGGUCAAUCACGUUGCGAACAUGGAUGUCGUAGUCGACGCUGUUGGAGGAAUGGAAAUCAAGACGCUCUCAAAUGCCAUGCUGUCUGCUGUUAGCCAGGCUGCGAAGGCGCACCGUCCGUCCGUUGCCCCCAAAUUGUCCUACAUAUACUCUUCAGGCACCUGGGUGCACGGCGACAGUCGCUCUGAGGUUGUCACCGACACCACCCCCACCACAAAGCCGAUGCCCCUCGUCGCAUGGCGAGUUGAGCAGGAGAACCGCGUCAUCAGCGACCCGAACGUGAAUGGCAUCGUCAUCCGCCCUGCCCUGCUCUACGGCCGAUCCGGGUCUCUUCUGGCUCCUCUCUUUAAGGGUGCCGCCGAGGGCAAAGUUGCCUGGCCUGGUACCCCUGGCGGCCGGUAUGCCUUGAUCCACUGUGACGAUCUUGCAGACCUGUACGUCCGGGUUGCUGAGAACUCGCAACUUGUCGGGGGUAAGAUCUUCGAUGCUGCUAAUGACUUCACGGAGAGCCAGGAGGACGUGCUGAACAAGUUGGUCGAGGUGAGCGGCGCGAAGGGACCUGAAUGGCUUCCUGCCGACAACCCAUACUACCAAGCACUGUCUAGCACGGCACUACUCCGUCCCUACCUUGCACGGGCUCUUCUGGGCUGGCAGCCAAGGAAGCCCGGCCUCGUAGACGGCAUGGCCACUUACUUCGCUGCCUGGAAGGCGACCUCUGAUACCAACGAGUCCACUGGCAGAAGCUUCACGGAGCACAAGUGAUUUGUGAAUAUACCCCUCAAGUUUAUAUGCCAUAGGCAUUUGUAACCGAGCAUCUGUAUGUACGUAAAACGCAAUGCAUAGUAUGUCUUAGCAC